CCAGCCCUAGCCGGCGGCUCCACGCUGCCUACCCCGCUUUUAAGAAGGGGGGAGGGGAGGGGGUCGCGUCAGGAUGAAGGAGCCGCUGCUCGGGAGCAUGGCCAUGCCGGGCAAGUCCCUGCAGAAGGCUUGCCGGCUGCUCGUGGUCUUCUGCGCCCUGCACCUCCUCGUCACGCUCCUGUACUACUUGUCGGGCCGGGAUUUCGACGUCCUGCAGCUCUUCUCCAAGCACCAGCAGAGCCAGGAGGGGCGCAGCUCCGUGACCGUGACCAACGUCGCUGGGGAGGCGCUGGCAGCGUCGGCGGCGGCGGGCUUGGAGAAGCCGGCGGGCGACCAGGCGCAGCAGUCCAAGGAGGCCACGGAGACCACGGAGACUGGGCCGCCCGGCCAAGCCCGGGAGCUGCCCAGCUGCCCGGACCCCUCGCCGAUGCUGGUUGGCCCAUUAAAGGUGGAAUUUGUACGCCCUGUGAAUCUGGAAACCAUAGAAAAAGAAAAUCCUAAAUUGAGGAAAGGAGGUCGAUUUGCCCCAGAGGACUGCACAGCACUUCAAAAAGUAGCCAUUAUUAUCCCUUUCAGGAACCGGGAUGAACAUCUCCGUUAUUGGCUUUAUUAUCUCCACCCCUUUCUACAGCGACAGCAGCUGGAUUACGGGAUAUAUGUGAUAAAUCAGGAUGGUGAAGAAACAUUCAAUCGUGCUAAGCUUCUGAAUGUAGGCUUUCAAGAAGCCUUGAAAGAAUAUGACUAUGACUGCUUUGUAUUUAGUGAUGUAGAUCUGAUACCUAUGGAUGACAGGAACACUUACAGGUGUUUUGAGCAGCCCCGGCACCUCUCUGUGUCAAUGGAUAAAUUUGGAUUUAGCUUACCUUAUAACCAGUAUUUUGGCGGUGUCUCUGCUUUAAGUAAAGAACAAUUCCUCAAAAUAAAUGGAUUUCCUAAUAACUAUUGGGGUUGGGGAGGUGAAGAUGAUGAUAUUUAUAACAGAUUAGUUUAUAAAGGCAUGUCUAUAUCACGCCCAAAUGCUAUCAUUGGAAAAUGUCGGAUGAUCCGCCAUUCAAGAGACCAAAAGAAUGAGCCCAAUCCACAAAGAUUUGACAGAAUUGCGCACACUAGGCAGACCAUGAACUCUGAUGGUUUGAACUCACUUAGGUACCAACUUUUGGAAAUUCAGAAAUACCCUCUGUAUACCAAAAUCACAGUGGAUAUUGGGUCACCAAGUUAGCAUCUCAGUGAGCCCAAUAAAAGACAACAAUCAAGGACCUAUGUGGACUCUCUUUGUAAACUUGCUGGAUUUUUUUCAAUUUUUGCCUUUUGUUUUACUACAAUCAGAAUGAACAGGAAUGCCUCAUGUAAUUAUUCAAAAAACUUUUCCAAAUCACUAGGACGAGUGGGACUUCUUGCCCCCAACUUGACUCAGCACACGACUUUUCUAGCUGUAAGUUUUAGAGACUGUAUAUAAGCAUUGUUGAUUAUUUAUACCCUUGUUGGAGACUAUCUGAUUAUGGUUCUUAACAGCUUACCCUACAAUAAGUUGAUGGUUGUGAACAGCUAAAAAUCACUGCGUUCUAGCUUCAGUGAUUGAUGGUUAAUUCCCAAGGAUCAAUCUGCCAAAUUUUCAUGUGAUAUAUAAGAAUUUUGCUUUAAAUUUGUUGUAAUAUUUAAUUUUAUGAUGAAGGACUGGAAAAUGCUGCUAAAAUUGGUUUACAAGUUUACACUUUGGGAAAUCAGUUACCAGGUCCCAACCAGCUAGUAAGGGCUGUGGCCCUUUAAGAACCAAAGGAAAUAUUAGAAAAAGUCCCCAUGGGGCUGCUGCAAAGCCCUUCCUUGUUACAGUUCCUACCUUAGUCUUAGUUGGCAUCAUCUGUAAUUUUCCUGUCAUCCUGUCAUAGACCUGACUCUAACCUCUGCCUUCCUCAUUACUGACUCUUCCUCAUGCUCAUUCCUUUCCUGUUUUCCUUCCUCUGCUGCUGUGAUCUUAGGUCUCUGGCUUCCAAAUUGUGCCUUGACUGAAUCUGCUUGGCUGGCCUUGUCAGAUUGGUCUCUUGUACCUUCUCCCACUAUGAGUGGAUUCACUAGUACUUGACUUAAACAUUGGUCUUUUUCUUGCUUGUGCCACAAGCAAGCCUAGUUGACUCAACAGUUCCAAAUGGGUCUUUGUUGCCCUCUAUUGGCACCAGUGAAACCUGUCUGUCCCAGAGCUCCACCAUGGUUUAUCAUAGAUAGACUGGUCAUUGCUUAGUGCUAUGGAGGCUCUCACAGCUUCUCUACAUAUAUUACAGUCCUGAAAAUGGGAGAAUUCUAACUGUUAGUGGUCUGAUUUGAGGACAAAUUCACCCUUCAGUCUGAGUUGUGGUCUUUGCCAAAGAGUCUUGAGGUUCUCAAAUUCCAAGUUCACAUAUCCACCCAGUCUGCAUAUCCCCCCACCCCAGCCCACUAGCCUCCUAAACCAAUGUUCUCUCUGAAAACUUGAACAGGAGGACUGAGGAACUUUCCAAUUUUUUAAAGCUUUACUGUAGCUAUUCAUGCACCUCUUAACACAUGAACUUUUCCAUAAACUGUCUCUAAGUGGGAUUCUCCUCAACUGCCUUAUUCAUCUACUGUCACUGGAUGGUUGUUUUCUGCCUGUCUCUGAAUCCAUUCAGUUUCUUUAUCAGUGAGCGUAGUCUACGGUUCGACCAGCCUAGAGACUUAUCCACAAGAGGAGCUGACUGCCAAUCCAUCAGUCCAGCAGCUACAGAAAGAGUGAGGUUCAUUAUGGAAGUUGUUCCAGACAGCCCUUUGCUUGUUAAGCUAACAUCUAAAUUGAAAUUAAACUGCUCUAGCUGGCCGGUGACACAGAAAACCUGGUUGACCCCACUCAGCAUGCUCAGGUAGAGCUGGCCCAUAUUUAUCAUACCUCAUUGAUCAAUGUUUCUAACAAGAGAGGCAAUUCAGCUCUUGCCUAGAUUUUCUUCAACCUACUAUUUACACCAGAGCUUCCUGUUCUUUUCUACUUUGCUGCUUCCUUCCUUACUGUAGAAAGUCUGUAUUGGGUAGGAUCCAUUCCUAGAGAAUAGACCUAAGGGUUAAAGGAAGAUCCCUUGCUUCUUUUGUGAGACAGAGUGUCCAUUGUGCUAUGAACAGCCCUCUCCAAGUACAAGAGGAAACCUCAAAGGAAAGAACACAUGUUAAGUAGAAUCCAAUGGAGCCUCUCCUCAAGUCCCAUCUUUUUCCCACUAAGUACGCCCUUUAUAUUCAGCUACCUGACAAAAAGAGGUUCUCCUCCCAAGCCUUUGCUUUGCCUAAACUCUAAACCAGCAAGAGCAGCUUCUCAAUUUGCCCCAGAUCCAUCUCCUUGGUAAGAGAGGCCAUUCACACGUGGCCUUUGGUGUCUAGGACAAUUUCUCAGAAAAUGGAGACCCUUCGACUUCGUCUUAGGGUUUACUGAGGGACCCAAAUAGUCGAUGUCAUCUUGAGGCCAUGCUGUGCUAGGAAUUCAUUUAACUGUCUAGGACACUUCCUGGACUAUAUUGUUGUGUUCAUGGGGGAAGCAAUAUAAUAGUCCUUCCUAACCAAGCCUGUAAAUGCCAUUGUGAUAUGAGAUAAAUGCCCUCUCCUCUAGUUCCAUACUUGCUUUUCUAGCUCAGACACAUCUGAGUUUUUCAAAACUGAGACUGUGGAAGACUUCCAUAUUGUUUCUAAGGGAGGAAAAGGAGCUGAAAACUACCUUACAGAAGAAUUCGAUUUGACUAUAAAAUGUGUGGUCAAACUGCCUGUGGCCUUUGGAGGGUCUCUUCCAGCCACUUGAUUAACUUUAUUUUCUUAAAUGUUAUUAGACUUACAGAGAGCAUUAUCUUAGCUGCAUAACAUUGAAACUUAUUUCCAAGACUCAGUCCAUCAAGCACACCAUUUCAUCUGGACUUCUUGUCUUAUUUUUUGGCAAAAUAUAAGUUUUUAAAAAUUUCAAAAAUGUGGUUUUGAUAAGGAAAGACUUUUACCACAGAAUCUUGCCUGAAGGUCAUGUUGGCUUGUUCAAAACUAUCCACAUGGUCAAGUGGGACUUCUAGUGGUCAUAAGCCUGUUCAGCACAGAGUCCUAAAAUAUGAGAGUUGGAAGGGACCUCAUACAUAGCUAAAUUCAUACAUGAGGGCACUGUCCUGGAGUCAGGAGGACCCAUAUUCAAAUGUGGCCCCAGGCACUUACUAGCUGUGUGACCCUGGGCAAGUCACUUAACGUCAAUUGCCUCCCCCCCACCAAAAAAAAUUUUUAAAAAAUACCCAACUCAUUCAUUAAAGGAAUCCUCACUGUAUCGAACAAGUGGUCAUCCAGCCUCACCUCGAAGACCUUCAAGGAGGGGGCAACUACCACUUCUCAAGGCAUCCUACCUAUUCCACUUUUAGACUACUCUCAUUGUUAAGAAGUUUUUCCUGACAUCAAACCUAAAUUUGCCUAGGUAGCUUCUACCCUUUGCUGUUAGUUUAGUCUUCUGGGACCAAGCAACAUAAUGUGAUCCCCUUUGCACAGGAUAAUCCUUCAUGUAUUUGAAGUCACAUGUUGUGUCACCCCUAAGUCUCCUCCAGGUUAAACAUGCCCAGUUCUUUAAACUGCUCUUCGUAUGACAUGUCCUCAAGAUCCUUCACUAUCCUGAUUGCCUUCCUCUGGACACUCUCUGAUUUAUCGAUGUUGUUCUUGAACUAAAGCGCAAGACUCCAGAUGAGAUCCAGUGAGGGCAGAGUAUAGUGGAACUGUCCAUCUUCUUGUUCCUGCAAGGUAUGCUCCUCUUAAUGCAGCCCGUAAGUGCAUUAGCUCUUUUUCUCUACUGACUCAUUAAGUUUAGAAUUCAAGAAGACCCUGCAUCUGUUUCAGGACAGCUGCUGUCUAUACCCAUGGCUUUCCCACCUUGUACUUUGGAAAUUGUUUUUUUUUUUUAAAUCCAAGUGCAAAACUUCACAUUUAUCCCUGUUGACUUUCAUCUUACGCUAUUUGCCAAAGAUUGAACUAGGAAACCCCACAGGGUUCUAUCUCUGUUUGCUAUCAAGCCUCCUUUCCUUUUCCUCCAGUCCAUAAGCCAUAGCAUCCUUAAGUCUUAUGAUGAGUCCUUUUUCUUCUUUUUAAAAAAUUAAUCUUCAGAGCUAUGGUGCCACCGCUGUAGUGUUGGCCACCCUUUCAAAAAGAGCCUGAUUUUCUGCCUGCUCCAGCCUUUUUCUACUUUCCCUAUAGCUUGAAUUUUCCUUAGCUAUAGCUUUUGAUCAAGUGGUCUCCCUACACAUUUCAUCUUACUGCAGUCCCUAGUUCAUCUUAUCUUUUAAUACCCUGUCCAUAGCUUUGCAGGCAAAAACUAUACUUUUCCUUUGCUCACUAUAAUCAAGAACUGAUGAAAAGAUUGUGCUGUUUACACAUUAUAAUAAUACUUGGACAAUUAUACCUCCUGCCACCAGGACAAGUGGUGGGUGUGGCUUCCCCAGGAUUGACUUUUUUUUUUACUACAUAAUCACUAUUCACGUCCUCACUCAAAACACCUCGUUCCACCCCAAGUAUGACUUUGACCCCUCUUCCAUAAUUUCUCUCUGCCCUUUCUCCAUAGUCUAUAAUUACUUGGGGGGACUAGAGGCUGUUCAGACUAACUCUCAGACUACCUUUCAGUAGACAGAGGUAGACUAUAAAUAGCAUAUAAAUUAUGGAGGUGUCCUCGCAAGUGGAGGACCAGGCAUAGCUCAGUACCCACAACCUGUAUUCAGUGUGUCCUUUCUCAAAACACUGAAUUAUUCUCCAUAGUCUGGAUGAUGAAACAGUUGGGCUUUCUCUUCUAGCUCCCACCCUUCUCCUACCAUUCUUCCACCUAGCAUUACUAUUUCAUCUACACCCCUAUUGCUGUGGAUUUUAGGGGCAAGCAAAGUUUGUGAUAAUAGACCAUCCUUGACAUAACCAGUAUAGCAGCUAGCACUACAUGCUGGGUAGAAAGAACUGGGAACUGACUGCAUACUGGGUUACUCUUGACCACUGAAGGCAAAGACAGUCUUAAUAGGGUUCCCCUGCCAAGCUCAAGUCUUAGGGGGCCAAGUAUAAGAAGGGCCAAGAUCCCUUAAGAACCAAAGAAAUAAAAUCUGCCAGUCUCAUUAAAAGGUGCUCAAUUCUGCUGAUUCUCAUAUAUCUGCACUUUGCCUCUAACCAGCUGUCUUGGCUCUUUUUUGUCCAUCUCCUUUCUUUAGCUCUGACCUCUGGCCUAUUCCUUACUCAUAUUGUCUAUCUUACCCUCUUCUGUCUUUGUUUUAGCCAGUGUUCCUUCUGUCUACAUUGCCUAUUCCAUUUGUAAGUACUGCUUUGCUUGUGAAUUGAACCUACUUUCCUCUUAAAAGUCCUAUUGGCUUUAUUGAGCUACUUUCUUGCUCCCUCGCCAACUCUUGUUGGAUCCCCUAUACUUGACCUUUGUGCUUCCCCCUGUAUUCCUAAGGGGCACUGGGCUUAUUCCCUGCCCUUCUAGAAGAAGCCUCUACCACACUGAUUGUACCAGAAAAACCUAUGAAUCUCCCUUCUGCUCGCCUUUAGUUAGAUGUAUCUGUACCAGAGCUGUACCCCUCAGGAGAUGCUAUGAGUCUUUUCUUUGACUGCAUUGUAGGUGAUACAUUUUGUUUCACAUAUAACAAAACCGAAACUUUAUGGAGAAUGAGUGCAAUUUAAAUACCCUGUUCAGUUUGCUUUUCAAGGAAUAUUUGUUUUAAGGUUUAACUCAACUACAGCAAUUACUGUAGUAUUAGAUAUUUUUUGUCUCCCCCAAAUUUUAAUUCUGAGAGAUUUUAGCCCUCAGAGCAAAUAAAUGUUGGUUGCUAGAUCGUUCAGUGCUCAGUCUCUAAAUUGCCUUAUUUCUUUAAGGACUGAUAAAUAUGUUUUCAUGGCAGUUUGUAUUGUUUAAAAUUAAUAAAUCGGGUUGUAAUUGUGGGAUAAAGUGAUCUGUUUUGAUUCAGGUUUUACACAGAUGUUUAGUAUUCUUUAGAUCAUGAAGAAGAUUCGCUCUUCUGGUAGUGUGACAUAAACUUGAAUUUCCUAUAUACACUUUAAUUGUAAUGUUUUAAAUGUCAUUGAGGUUAAGAGUUGUUGGGGCAAAAAUAUGUGUAUGCUGUAUUCAGUAUUAAUGCCUUUUCAUUUUACUGAGAGAAAAGAUAACUUAAAAACCUUUCAAAUGAGGCUGUGGAAUGUCUCAUUUGUUAUACCCACAUGUUUGGUUUGCUGGGCAUAUUGGAGAGUCAUCUGUCUUCCCUUGGAUAGGACCACCUGCUAAACCUCUGAGACAGAGACUUCCCUUUUGAGAGUAAGACAUAGAAAGGUCAAAGAGACAGCAUUUUUUUUUCUUUGGGAAAUCACUUCUUAAUUAUGAAGUAAAAACUUACCUGGGCAGACACUGUCCUGAGAUAGUGUAGAAGCCAAGCUGACUGGAGUGCCCUGUUCCAUUACAAAUGCAGGUGGUAAUGCUGUUUUCAGUAUAUAUCCCUAGACUUCUCUAUAGCCCUUAAGGACUCUUAGGGUCUAUCUUGUCUAGGAAUAAGCUUAUGGCACUGGAAUCCCCAGGUAUCUACUAAGGCAGUGUCUGUGUCAGCCCCUAGCAGACCAAUCCACCUUUUUCUUGUUUCUCGUACUCUUCUCCCUCCAACUUCUCUCUUCCCUUGUCAUUUUCCUUUCCGUCACGUUGUUCCCCUCUCCUUGGCAUUCAGUUUUUCCUUCCCACCACCUACCUGUUUCCUGAAGAUUGCUGAUGGCUUCUUUUGUCCAUGCAGCAUGUCCCUUCUCACAAACUCUAGCCCAGGCUUAACUCAGGUGCCUAAAACUUUCUCCACAACUCAAGUUUUUCUACAGUGGCUUUCAUAAUGAUGUAAAUAAUAAUCUGUAAUCCAGUAACCCACAGUUGUAGUUGCCUGGUGCAGGGGCGGGCGGGGGGUGGGGGGCGGAGAACACUGGUUUUGGGAUUCCAGCAUGCCAGCUCUCCAUGCGAUGUGACCUAUAAGGCAAGUCAUUGGAGCCUUACUUUUCUCUUUGUAAAAUAGAUACCUACCUUACCUACCUCACAGGGUUGUUGUGAGGGUCAAGUGAGAUAAUUGUAUGUUAAUCACUCUGUAAGCCUUAUUAGCACUAUGCUGUUACUUAAACCUGUUCCUUGGGAUCUUAGCACAUCAGAACAGGAGGUGAAAUGAGAAAAUUUCCACCCAGAAACCCCUGAAUAUUCAGCCUGAGCUAAGACUGGUUAAACUGACUAGAUUCAAAAGUAUAAUAGUUGUCCAAAGCCUAACUCUACAGCCGAGGCCUAGGUGUCAGGAGAUCCAGGUUCUAGACCAACUCUGUUAUUUACUCACCGUGUGACCUUAGAACACUAGCCUUAAAUGUUCCUAUGUAAAAUGAGGCCUAUGGUCUUUAAUGUCCCUCCCAUCUCCCACAUUCUAGCCUUCCAACUUGCGCAUAUGCUGUGGUGGCUGAACAGAGGACAACCACUGGAAAUCUUGAUAUACCUGGAAAACCGAAGACUGUUUUCCUCUUUUACAAAUGUAGCAACUGCCUGGCCCCCAAAUACCGGUGGAUACCCCACUCCGGUCUCUUAAAUCAUAGCUGUGGCUCUCACUUCCCAAAUUCCCACUAAUUUUUUUUAACCUCUUUCCCCCCCAGGAAAUGUUUUUGUUUUUUGUUUUUUAAAAUCUGUUUUCUACUACCACAACAGCUAUGCAAUGCAAAGAAAUUGUCCUAUGACAUUUUUAAUCCUAAUGGCUGUGUUUUCAGAGCCAAAACUGCUUUCCAUAAGAACAUAACUUUGAGAGAGAGGGUGAUGCAAAUCUUAAGAAUUCAUGGUCUCUCUUUCCCAGGUCACAUCAUGACCAGGGUUAUUUUACAAAGUGCCUUUAAAAAAAAAGGGAGCAAAAACCCAGAAUAGCAACUUCUUUGGUGCCUAUUUUAAUUUAAAUACCAAAUCCUAAAACCUCAUCCACACACUGUUUCAUGUCACUUUCAAACAUUUGGGUGUGUGGAUCAUUCUCUGCACAAGGGAAAACACAUCUUUCCAGUCCUUCCCCGUUUCCCGGCCUUCUAGGGAUUCUUUAGCAGAGUUAGCUAUUGCUGAAUGUUCAUGGGAUGCAUCUGUCAGACUGUGAAAUUUCCAUCGGACUCCACCAGUCCAUGAAAUGCAGUCAUUGUUCUCUCUCUGGGAUCUUUCAGGGUCUAGUUUUUUAUGAGCAUUUUUUUUAUCCAGAAGUGAAUUGUGACUGUGAAAUUAUCAUUUGUGUUUCCCUGUUCCAUUGCUGGUCUUUAGGAAAACUAUUGAAAAGUACACACAACAUAAUUUCAGCAUAAAAGAAAGUACAGGUGCCUGGUUUUUCUUGAGCUUGUACUCAGAGUUAGGUAUGUUAUGCUAUGACUUUGAACCGUAAACAUUACAGUAGGUUGUUACGGGGUCAUUUGGUUUGUCUUCGAAUCCUAAUUCUGCUUUGCACUUUUUUUGUUAACUUUUGUGUGUGUGCACAUGUAUAUGUGUGUAUAUAUAUACAAUUGUAAGAGCUGGGAGAAUGGGUAUUCCAGCCUUGAUAUUCAUAACAGAUGAGAACUGUAUUUUUUUUUUGCCUUUAAAUUCAUUAAUGACUUGAAUAAAUGAGCUUAUCUUUAUAAA
This is a messenger RNA of Trichosurus vulpecula (common brushtail), 9616 nucleotides long. RefSeq names its product beta-1,4-galactosyltransferase 1 (gene B4GALT1). Gene Ontology annotation, biological process: protein N-linked glycosylation; carbohydrate metabolic process. The transcript is spliced from 6 exons. Gene Ontology annotation, molecular function: cytoskeletal protein binding; beta-N-acetylglucosaminylglycopeptide beta-1,4-galactosyltransferase activity. The record is from RefSeq and is a predicted model, not a curated record. The coding region runs from base 74 to 1219 and encodes 381 amino acids. NCBI's taxonomy places the organism in Eukaryota, Metazoa, Chordata, Mammalia, Diprotodontia, Phalangeridae.